AUGUAUGUGGCAACUACUAAAGAGGGCAUUCCAGAGGAUCGUCCUUGGAAAUUGAACUUUGACGAAGUAUCAAACGCUGUUGGCAACAGAAUUAAGGCAAUCCUGGUAUACCCAAAUGGAGAUAAUUAUCCAUUCACUUGCAAAUUAGAUUUUGACUGCACAAACAAUAUGGCGGAAUACGAAGCAUGUAUCAUGGGAAUCCGUGCAGCCAUAGAGCAUAAAAUCAAUGUGUUAGAGGUGUAUGCGGAUUCUACACUGGUGAUCUAUCAGCACAAAGAUGAAAACCAGAUGGCUGACGCCUUGGCUACAUUAGCUUCUAUGAUCAGAGUAAAUAAACGAGAGGAUAUGAAGCCGAUCCAAAUGAGUAUUUGUGAGGCUCCAGCUCAUUGCUGCAAUAUCGGCGAAGAAGAGGAAAGAGAUGGUUGUCCUUGGUAUCAUGAUAUUCUACGAUAUGUGAAGAACCGUAAAUACUCUAAUCAGGCAACUAAAAAUGAAAAGAGAAUAUUGAAGAGGCUAGCCAGUAACUAUGUCUUAAACGGAGAGAUCCUGUAUAAAAAGAGACGGAGAGAUCCUGUAUAA
Molecule: messenger RNA, 579 nt
Organism: Gossypium arboreum
Lineage: Eukaryota; Viridiplantae; Streptophyta; Magnoliopsida; Malvales; Malvaceae
Exons: 2
Coding region: 1-579 (192 amino acids)
Molecular function (GO): RNA-DNA hybrid ribonuclease activity; nucleic acid binding
Source: RefSeq, a predicted model, not a curated record